Molecule: messenger RNA, 925 nt
Organism: Colius striatus (speckled mousebird)
Lineage: Eukaryota; Metazoa; Chordata; Aves; Coliiformes; Coliidae
Gene: UTP23
Product: UTP23 small subunit processome component
Exons: 3
Coding region: 67-816 (249 amino acids)
Cellular component (GO): small-subunit processome; nucleolus
Molecular function (GO): small ribosomal subunit rRNA binding
Source: RefSeq, a predicted model, not a curated record
GCACGGCUUCCGGAGGAGCCGCCGCGCGGGGGGGAGGCCGGAGGGAGGCCGGGCGCCGGCGGCAGCAUGAAGCUCACGCGGCAGAAGCAUGCCAAGAAGAACAUGGGCUUCUACCGGCACAACUUCCACUUCCGCGAGCCUUUCCAGGUGCUGCUGGACGGCACUUUCUGCCAGGCCGCGCUCCGCAACAAGAUCCAGAUCCGGGAGCAGCUGCCCGGGUACCUGGCCGGCGCCACGCAGCUCUGCACCACGCGAUGUGUUCUGAAAGAACUGGAGGCACUGGGAAAAGCACUGUAUGGGGCAAAAUUAAUUGCCCAAAGAUUUCAAGUUCGAAACUGUUCUCACCACAAGGAUCCUGUGAGUGGUUCGGUCUGUUUGCUUUCCAUGAUUGAAGAAGGCAACCCUCAUCACUUCUUUAUUGCCACACAGGAUCAGGAUUUAGCAAACAAAGUGAAAAAGAAGGCUGGCGUUCCUCUCCUCUUUAUUAUUCAGAACACUAUGGUGCUAGACAAACCUUCUCCUAAAUCUUUGGCAUUUGUUCAGAAGUUGCAAACAAAUCAGCUUGUUCCAGAGCACCAAAAACAAAGUAUACUGCAGCUUAAAGAAAAAGAAGGACUAGUAAAGCAAGAAAGUGAACAGAGAAGAAAACGUAAAAGGGCAGGUGGCCCUAAUCCUCUCAGCUGUCUGAAGAAAAAAAAGAAGAAAACACAGGAAGGUCAGGAGCCUUCUGCUGAAAAGAAGAAGAGAAGAAAAAGAAAGCGAAAUAGGGUUAAAGCAGAAGCCGUGCAGUCAGUGCAGAAGAAUGAAGAAGAAUAAACCCAUAUUUGUGAACAGUGUUUGUGAACAGGACUUGACUUUGCAAAGAGAAAGAUUAAUGUGCCAUCAUGUGAAAUGGAGUUGUUAAUAUUAAAACUUGUUUUUAUGA